This is a messenger RNA of Carassius auratus (goldfish), 1749 nucleotides long. Its product is annotated as acid-sensing ion channel 1A-like. NCBI's taxonomy places the organism in Eukaryota, Metazoa, Chordata, Actinopteri, Cypriniformes, Cyprinidae. Gene Ontology annotation, biological process: sodium ion transmembrane transport. The transcript has 10 exons. The record is from RefSeq and is a predicted model, not a curated record. Gene Ontology annotation, molecular function: ligand-gated sodium channel activity. The coding region runs from base 1 to 1503 and encodes 500 amino acids. Gene Ontology annotation, cellular component: plasma membrane.
AUGAAGACAUCAGUGAUGGAUCUUAAAGUGGAACCUAUGGACAUUGAUUACGACCAGCCUCCUCCUCUCCAAGUCUUCGCUCACACCUCGACUCUACACGGCAUCUCUCAUAUCUUCUCCUAUGAGAAGAUCACGGCCAAGUGCUGCCUCUGGGUUGUGUUUUUCCUCAGCUCACUGACCUUCCUCAUGUACGUCUGCAUCGACCGGAUUCAGUUCUACCUGGAGUACCCUCACGUCACAAAGCUGGAUGAGAUCACGACGCCCAUGAUGGUUUUCCCAGCAGUGACGAUUUGCAACCUCAACUCUAUCCGCUUCAGCAGGAUCACACGCAACGAUCUGUACCACACGGGCGAGUUGCUGGCACUGCUGAACUCCAGACAUGAGAUACGGGACACUCACCUGGUUGAAGAAAGCGUGAUGGAGGUUCUCAAGAGCAAAGCAGACUUUCGCUCCUUCAAGCCGCGUCCCUUCAACAUGUGGGAGUUCUAUAAUAGAACCGGACAUGACAUAAAAGACAUGCUGCUCUCCUGCCAGUUCAGAGGUUCACCGUGUCGCCCUGAAGACUUCAGUGUGGUGUUCACACGUUACGGGAAGUGUUACACCUUUAACUCGGGUGACACCGGCGCGCCGCUGAUCAGCGUGAAGGGAGGGAUGGGAAACGGCCUGGAGAUCAUGCUGGACAUCCAGCAGGACGAAUAUUUACCUGUGUGGGGAGAGACAGAGGACUCGUCGUUUGAGGCGGGAAUCAAAGUUCAGAUUCACAGUCAGGACGAGCCUGCGUUUAUAGAUCAGUUGGGUUUCGGAGUCGCACCAGGAUUCCAGACAUUCGUUUCUUGCCAAGAGCAGCGACUGGUGUAUCUUCCUGCUCCGUGGGGCAGCUGCAAGUCAACCCCGCCGAGCUCAGACUACUUUAAAGUGUACAGCAUCAGCGCCUGUCGAACGGACUGCGAGACGCGCUACCUGGUGGAAAACUGCAACUGCCGCAUGGUGCAUAUGCCUGGUGAUGCGCAGUACUGCACUCCUGUGCUAUAUAAAGAAUGUGCACAUCCAGCACUAGAUUUCCUGGUGGAGAGAGACAGUGACUACUGCUCAUGUGAGACUCCGUGCAACAUCACGCGCUACAGUAAAGAGAUGUCCUUUGUGAAGAUCCCCAGCAAAGCAUCGGUCAAAUAUCUCGCAAAGAAGUACAGCAAAUCUGAGAAAUACAUAACGGAGAAUGUUCUAGUGCUGGACGUGUUCUUUGAGGCUCUGAACUAUGAAACCAUUGAGCAGAAGAAAGCCUAUGAGGUGGCCGGUCUGUUGGGUGAUAUCGGAGGACAGAUGGGGCUGUUCAUUGGAGCCAGCAUUCUUACGAUUUUGGAGCUUUUUGACUACCUUUAUGAGGUAAUGAAAUACAGGUUGUGCCGCUGCUCCAACAAGAAACAUCACAACAACAACAACACUGAUCACGGCACUGUACUCGGCCUGGAUGACGUUAAAUGUCACGUCAGUAAAUUCCAUUAACAUUCCUGCAGAAGUUCCAGCUGUUUGCCUGCCAGUCGUAUCCAGAUUAUGUUCUACAUUUUAGCAGAUGGCAUCACAUCACCAGCACGGUUGUGUUUUCUUCAGAUUGUUCUGGCAUCUUGUGGUUGUACUCUCUUUCUUAUGCCUAUGCGAUUUUUGAGGAUAUUUCCAGAAAUGUUUUGUGCUUUUCUGAAAAACCUGCUUUUGAUUUAUAAAGCAGGAAUGUCAAAAAGGUUUGAUAUUAAU